Molecule: messenger RNA, 3322 nt
Organism: Acyrthosiphon pisum (pea aphid)
Lineage: Eukaryota; Metazoa; Arthropoda; Insecta; Hemiptera; Aphididae
Product: zinc finger SWIM domain-containing protein 3-like
Exons: 8
Coding region: 576-2627 (683 amino acids)
Molecular function (GO): zinc ion binding
Source: RefSeq, a predicted model, not a curated record
AAUACGUUUUCUGAUUUGAAAAAAAAAAAAAUGUUUAUUUCGUAUUUCUAUUUACUCUAAACGAAAAAUAAUAAUAUUAAUAGGUACAAAAUCAGGGGCCCCAAUUGCCAUAAAGAAGCCGGGGCCCCGUCCGCAAUAUUGUGGACUAGCGGUUAGUCCGACUCUGGUUGACUGUUGUUAUAUUGAUUAUGUAUAUUGAAACUAAAAUAUUAAUAAAAUAAAAAAUGCCAUACUACGGAAAGGAAGUAGGUAUAUAAUUUUGUACUUUUGCAGACUUGAGACAGCAGCGUAUUAUAUUUGUACAUUAUAAUAUUAUAUUGUGUAGGACGGGCAUAGAGCACCGGGCGCCCGGUCACACUGUAGAGCACCGGGCGCCGGGUCAUACCAUAGAACAAUACUGUAGGAAACCAAUACAAGUUUAUCUUUAUAUAUUAAUUUAAUUAAAUCAUUUUAGUUUAUCUGUCAUCACUUCAUCCUUCAUCGUCCGAAUUGUAUAAUAUACUAAUCUGUGGAUAUGUGUUGUAUGCGUUUUAAAAUUUAAAGUUACAUAAUAAUAUAAUAAUAUUAUUCUAAUAAUGAAGCUGGGAGAUACAUUUAGCUCAUUCGAAGCAUUUGAAAGUUGUUUCACGGUCUACAAAGAUACCAACUUUGUAGACUAUUUUACAAAAGAUUGUAAAACACUUUCUUCGAUUAAUGCCAAAUUCCCCAAUGGCAGAAUGAGAACAGCAUCAAAAGAAUUAAAAUAUUAUUAUAUUAAAUUUUGCUGUAUACAUGGUGGAACAUACAAAAAAAAAAAAAUUAGUCUUGAUCAACGUGUGACAUCUACAAUGCGUCAAGGCUGUGAAGCUAGUAUUUAUUUAAAAGCAUCUGAAAAUGGGAAAUUAUUAGAAAUUACAAAAUUUAAUGAAAAUCAUAAUCAUGAAAUUUCAAGAACUUUAUAUAGUCAUCUUCCAAAUCAAAAAAAAACUAUACCAGAAACCAAGGCAAUCGUAUUACAACUUAAGGACCUUAAGGCAAACAAAAAAAUGGUUCAGAACAAAAUUAUGAAACAAAGUGGUAAAGUAAUUACUCUAAAGGAUUUGUCCAAUAUUCGUACGACAGCCGGAAAUCAUUAUUCAAAGAAUGACUUAGAUGAAGUUGUUACUAAAUUAAAGGAAAAAUUUAACUGUAUAGUAGAAAUAUCAACAGAUGAAACAAAUAAUUUGAAUGGUAUUUUUAUACAAGACAAAGUUAUGGCAGAGUCUUUCAGUUCAUUUCCAGAAAUAGUAUUUGCAGAUGCCACAUAUAAACUGCUAGAUUUAAGGCUUUCAGUUUAUGUUCUGAUGAAUGAGGAUGGUAAUGGGCAAAGUGAAAUAGUGGCAAUUGGUUUAUUAGUAAACGAAGAAGAAAUCACCUUGAGCUGGUUCUUUGAAACAUUUAAAAAAAACAAUCCAACUUCUAUUAAGACUCGUGCUUAUGUUACCGAUAAAAACAUGAAGGAAAGAAAUGUUAUUAAGUCAGUAUUUCCCAAUGCUGCUCUAACAAUAUGUUUAUUUCAUACAUUACGCACGUUUAAUCGAGAAAUUACAUGUGAAAAACAAAACUUAACACCGAAACAAAGAGAUGAUAUUAAACAAAUUUUUCAAAAUUUAACAUACUGUAAGACACAAUUAGAGUAUGAUUCUGUAUAUCACCAUCUUCAAGCUAUGGCACCUGAAUCUAUAAUGGAAUAUUAUAAAAAGAAUUGGCAUGCUAUACGCAAUGAAUGGGUUAUGGGUAUGACAUUUAAUACUGUGAAUUUUAUGAAUAAAACCAAUUACAGGUUUGAGAGUUUUAAUGGUAAAUUGAAAUCUGUAAUAUCUACCUUUUCCACACUAGACGACUUUGUAGAAAAACUUUUCAUUGUUUUGGACUGUGUGCGAUUAGAAAGGGACAAAAAUGCUAUAAAAUUGGUCCAAAAACAGCCAACUCAAAAAAAUACAAUUCCAGAGCUACAACAGUUUUAUAGUUCAUUAACACCAUAUGCAUUCAAUUCUUUAAAAACACAAUUUGAAUGUGCAGCAGAAACUGAUGUUCUUGAGAAAACAACAGAAAAUAAUUGUAGUUGUCUUUUUUACAACUCUAUGAGAUUACCGUGUCGUCAUAUAUUCAAUUUAAGGAAAAAACAGUCUCUAUCUUUACAUGAUAAUAGUUUAUUUGAUGAAAGGUGGACUAGGAACUUUUAUUACAAAAACCAAAGGGUUUUCAAGAAUGUUGAGGUCAUAAACACUGACAAUGACAAUACUACAAUGACAACUUUGUACAAAAAAAAGAAAAUUCUCACUACUCAUGAGAAGUUUUGUGAGGCAUCGAUAAUAGGAGCAAAGAUUGCUGACCUAGUUUCAAAAUCAUCAAAUAUUCACUACCACCGAAAAAUCGAACAGUUGGAAUUUGUUUUUAACACUUGGUUAAAAGGGCAAGAAUUAUCAUUACAUAUAUUAGGUGCAGAUGAUCAUGAAGUUAUGGAUGUGGUUGAAGAAGAGUGCUGUGAAAAUAAUGAUAUUGUGGAUGCCAUUGAGGAUAAAUGUGAUUUAUCUUUGAAUAAUUGUAUUGGGCUAAUGGAAGGUACAGAUGAUGAAGUUAUGGAAGUGGUUGAGAGAGUUCUGUGAAAAUAACGAUGUUGUGGAUGCGGUUAAGGAUAAACGUAGAAGUAAAGGUGCAGCUAAUAAUGCAGAUGUCAUUGAUAUCAUGGAAAAUACACAUGCCGCCUCAACAAUUUGUAAUAGUCAAGGAACUUGAAUGAUACAAUAAAGAAAAAAAGGAUAAAGAGUAAGAUUUUGUUUUGAAUAUAAUUAUAAGGAUAAUUACUUUGUAUGUAUUACCCAACUAAUAACUAUAUAUUAUUAUAAUGUGACCAUCGGUUAUUCGUACAGCCGAUUAAUAUCUGUGAUUUAUUAUAUUAUUAAAAUUAUAAGGAUAUAGACAUAAUUAAAUGUUAAAAUAAAAAUUACUAUUCUGUAUGUAUGUUAAUACAUACUAAUAAGUAAUAACUAAUAAUACUUACUAUAUAUUAUUAAGUGACUAUUGGUAUUCGUACAGCCGAUUAAUAUCUGUGAUUUAUUAUAUUAUUAAAAUAAUAAGGAUAGACCUAAUGAUAUAUCAAUUAUACACAUUUUUAUAUUUACUAUGUUACCUGGUGUUCUAGUAUCUAUCCGGGCGCCCAGUGCUCUAGACACAGCGUUUAAUAAACAUUAUAGUUUUAAGUUAGGUACCUAUUAUAUAUAUAUAAGUAUUCAUAACAUAUUUUAAGCUUAUUUGAUGUAAGAAGGAAAAAAAUAAAAAUGUACACCUAUAAAAAAUCUAG